Messenger RNA from Kwoniella botswanensis, 639 nucleotides. RefSeq lists its product as uncharacterized. The coding region runs from base 1 to 639 and encodes 212 amino acids. The transcript has 9 exons. Gene Ontology annotation, molecular function: RNA binding. The record is from RefSeq and is a predicted model, not a curated record. Gene Ontology annotation, biological process: positive regulation of mRNA splicing, via spliceosome. NCBI's taxonomy places the organism in Eukaryota, Fungi, Basidiomycota, Tremellomycetes, Tremellales, Cryptococcaceae. Gene Ontology annotation, cellular component: spliceosomal complex.
AUGGCAUCAGCUAAGAUCUACGUCGGAAACCUCUCUUGGAACACUACAGAUCAACUCUUGCUCGAGGCUUUCUCCUCGUUUGGACAAGUUGUUGACUGUAUCGUCAUGAAAGACCGAGAAACUGGUCGAUCAAGAGGUUUCGGUUUCGUUACUUACAACAACCCUUCCGAAGCUGAGGCUGCUAUCAGCUCAAUGAACGAUCAAGAACUUGACGGUCGACGAGUCCGAGUCAACCUCGCUAACACCCGAGGAUCCGGUGGUGGUGGUGGUGGCUACGGUGGUGGCUACAACUCCGGUUACGGUGGUGGCCAAGGUGGUUACGGUGGUGGUAACCAAGGUGGCUACGGAGGACAAGGUGGCUACGGCGGUGGUCAAGGAGGUUACGGUGGACAAGGUGGAUACGGUGGUGGACAAGGUGGUUACGCUGGCCAAGGUGGCUACGGUCAACAACAAGGUGGCUACCAAGGUGGUCAAGGUGGUUACGGUGGUGGCCAAGGUGGUUAUGGCGGUGGUGCUCAAGCUGGUUACGGUGGUCAACAAGGUUAUGGCGGUCAAGGCGGAUACGGUGGUGCUCAAGGUGGAUACGGUGGUGAUCAAGGUGCUGGUGCCGGUCAAGGUGGUUACGGUGGUCAAUACUAA